AUGGAAUUCACAUUGGAAAUUUUUCUUGUUGCUUUUAUCUUGUUGGUGGCAUUGGCAUUUUACUAUGAACAUCCAAAGGCUGAAAUCCCUCGAGAAGUGGAUCAGCACAUAAAGCUUUACAUUCUUCAUUACGUCGUGAACUUUGCCUUUGGUCUGUCCUGGAUCAGAGAUGCAGGCAAUCCCUUCUUUCAGGAAUCUCAGCCCAACACAAAUGCCCGAUCUCAGAGAGUAAAAUCUACCUUAAGAAUGGACUCUAAUCAGAGACUUAGGGGAAGGAUUUUGGAGAAACUGGGCAUCUGUAAGGAGGUUUACCUCAUCAGGACCUUCUUGUAUGGAAUACCACCUUGGAAGGAUAAUGCUAAUCUCUUCAUCGAGGACUUGAAGUUUGCAAAGGUGUCAGUGAGGGUUUACCACCCGAAAGUGCCAUCUGCUGGACAAAGGAGAGGAGUCCUUUACCUUCACGGAGGAGUUGGCCAGAUUGGAAGCAUAGGCAUGUAUGAAAGAGUAUGCCGUUUUAUUGCCAGGAGAAGCAACUCAGUGGUUGUGUGUGUUGGGUAUCGUUUGGCUCCUGAGCACCCAUAUCCAACCCAGUUCUUGGACUGUCUUACUGCCACGGUACAUUUUAUGACGACAGCAGAAGACUAUGGGGUGGAUCCCACCCGUAUUAUCAUCUGUGGAGACAGCAGUGGAGGUACACUCGCUGCUGCUGUUUGCCAAACCCUGGUGAGUAGAACAGACCUCCCAAAGGCACGAGCCCAGAUCCUGCUCUAUCCAUUUCUCCAAGCUGUGGACUUUAAUUUGCCUUCAUAUCAGCAAAAUGGUUCAGUCCCCCUCUUGUUAAAGAAACGGACCAUUACACUUGGUAUGCAGUAUCUCAAUCAGGACUUGUCACUGAUGAAAGGUAUCCUAGAAGGUUCCCAUGUGCCUGAGGAUUUGAAACUGAAGUUUAGCAAAUGGCUGAGUCCAGACAAUAUCCCCAUGGAAUUUAAGAUCAGAGGCUACAAACCAUCUGCAUCUGCUACAUAUUCAGAAGAACUUUACACUUUGGCCAAACCAGUUUUUGAGACCACCUUUUCCCCACUCUUAGCUGAAGAUGCCAUUGUUCGCCAGCUCCCAGAGACUUUCAUCUUGACCUGCGAGUACGAUGUGGUCAGGGAUGAUGGACUGUUGUACAAGAAAAGAUUGGAGGACAAUGGCAUUCCGGUGACUUGGUACCAUUUAGAGAAUGGAUUCCAUGGAGCACUAUUCCUAAUUGACUAUGGGUAUAUUUCAUUUCCAUGUGGAAAGAGAGCAAUGAAAAAUGUAGUAAACUUUAUAAAAGACUUAUAACCACCACCCCUCAAAAAACAAAAAUACCCCCCUCCCCCAUUCUUCAGAUCUGGGCGCCUUGCAUUCCUUUCCCAAAGUGAUACCUCUGAGUGGCCACAGAAAUUACAGGAAACUCUCAGAUUUCAAUGAUCUUUGCUCAGCUCUGAAAUACUGGCUAUGGGGCUGCCCCCACCCCGUGGCUGCUGUUUCUGGCUGCUUGUGACAAGUGCAGCUGGAGGAGCUUAAGAUUCCCCUCCUUCUGCUACUCAGCUGGUCUUCCAGGGAGAGAUUUGUGCAGUGCUGCCCAGGGGAUGGGAGAAAACACUAGGGCUGGGAAACUGAACAGACCUGGGGCUGAAUCUGGAGGUAAUGGUGUGGGGGAUGAAUUGCAGGGGAGGGGAGGGAAAAGUGAAAUGGUGACUCCUGGGGAG
This is a messenger RNA of Trachemys scripta elegans, 1739 nucleotides long. RefSeq names its product arylacetamide deacetylase-like 4. Bases 1 to 1329 code for a protein of 442 amino acids. Gene Ontology annotation, cellular component: membrane. Lineage: Eukaryota; Metazoa; Chordata; Testudines; Emydidae. The transcript has 5 exons. The record is from RefSeq and is a predicted model, not a curated record. Gene Ontology annotation, molecular function: carboxylic ester hydrolase activity.